AAAUCCAAUCUUGGGCGAAGAUUAGAUAGAUAGAAAGAAAUGGGUCUGGAUUCAGUGAAGAAGUACUUACAGCAAGAUGGAAAUCGGCUAAGCGGCGACGUUAUAGAUGGUAUGCCACCAAAAUUCAUCGAGCCCUUCAUCAUGCAAGGUCUUCAUCUCGAUCUUGUAGAGGCUGGACGAAUCGUCUGCUCCAUGAAAGUACCCCCUCGUUUGUUGAACACUGGGAAUUUCUUGCACGGAGGAGCUACUGCUGCUCUUGUUGAUGUGGUUGGUUCGGCUGUUAUAUGCACCGUCGGUACAUUUCACACCGGAGUUUCUGUUGAGAUCAGUGUUUCAUACUUGGAUUCUGCUUAUGUUGGUGAAGAGAUUGAGAUAGAAGCGAAGACAUUACGGGUUGGGAAGGCCAUUGCUGUUGUUACUGUUGAGUUCAGGAAGAAACAGAGUGGGAAGAUUAUUGCUCAGGGUCGUCAUACUAAAUACCUUGCUGUGGCUAGUAAAAUUUGAAAAUUACAGCAAUGUUAUAUAGAUUCUUAAAGAAUUAAUAAUAUAUCUUAUUGUCUCAAAUACUAUAUAAUUUCGAUCGUUAUUUCA
Impatiens glandulifera is the source of this 591-nucleotide messenger RNA. RefSeq names its product acyl-coenzyme A thioesterase 13-like. The coding region runs from base 40 to 504 and encodes 154 amino acids. NCBI's taxonomy places the organism in Eukaryota, Viridiplantae, Streptophyta, Magnoliopsida, Ericales, Balsaminaceae. The record is from RefSeq and is a predicted model, not a curated record. The transcript has 3 exons. Gene Ontology annotation, molecular function: fatty acyl-CoA hydrolase activity.